AUGCCCGAGCCAGGCCCCAGGAUGAACGGCUUCUCGCUGGGCGAGCUGUGCUGGCUCUUCUGCUGCCCGCCCUGCCCGAGCCGCAUCGCCGCCAAGCUGGCCUUCCUGCCGCCGGAGCCCACCUACACGGUGCUUGCGCCCGAGCAGCGCGGCCCCGGCGCGCCCGCCCCGGCCUCCGCGGCGGCCGCUACCGCCGCCGCCGCCGCCGCCGCCGCCACCGCCGCGGCCCAGCCGGCGCCGCAGCAGCCCGAGGAGGGCGCGGGCGCGGGGCCCGGCGCGUGCAGCCUGCACCUGAGCGAGCGCGCCGACUGGCAGUACUCGCAGCGCGAGCUGGACGCCGUCGAGGUCUUCUUCUCGCGCACCGCCCGGGACAACCGGCUCGGCUGCAUGUUUGUGCGCUGCGCGCCCUCCAGCCGCUACACGCUGCUCUUCUCGCACGGCAACGCCGUGGACCUGGGCCAGAUGUGCAGCUUCUACAUCGGCCUCGGCUCGCGCAUCAACUGCAACAUCUUCUCCUACGACUACUCGGGCUACGGCGUCAGCUCGGGCAAGCCCUCCGAGAAGAACCUCUACGCCGACAUCGACGCCGCGUGGCAGGCGCUGCGCACCCGCAUCUUAAUCCCAGUGCCUGCCUGGGUCCUGAAGGUCCUGUGUCCCACAUACAUGAGAUCCACUUCUGGUGCUCCGGCCUGCUCUGCCCUCCCUGGAUUCCUGUUGGCUGGAUGGGGAUGGAGAUCACUCGCACCAGGCUCCUUACUGUGUAUAAUAAAUGCGUCGAGCUGUUAUAGUCUGGUUUCUGCAGUAACCAAACAGUUUCAUUUCAGAACCAAAACCCGGGUCCCCAUCUGCCCUGGUUUGAAACAUCCUUGGCAUGCAGCUUGCAUGAAGUAUGUCCAUUUCCGACAUGAUCUAAGAGACACACAGUGUUUUACAUCCUGCCAAAGAAAAGCCAUGACCCCAAGGGAGAAAUGUAAGACACCGAGGUCGAGAAUAUGGAUUGACAUGUGGAUUUUAAGAGUUGAAGAACUUGUGAAUUUCUUACUUCAGAGCACAUGUUAUUACGGGCUUGUGUGGCCUGCAAAAAGAACUGAACCUGCUAUGUAAUCCUCUGCAUUACAUUAGACUCCAAAGACUGGCUUAUAAGGAUAUCAGAGCAGGUACCUUGAAGUGUAUGGAAUGGAAUGUGGCGAGCUGGGUAUUUUUGAAUGAUUAAUGUUAUGGUACCCAAUGUUCUUAGUGGCCAAAUAAAGUCUUCUUGUUUACGAUAAAUAGGGACAUGGCAUUUGCCUCUAGGUUUAUAUGCUACAUAGUAUUUUAAUUAAAAUGUAAUGUUGAAGUUACCUCAAGGCCAUAUUUUAGACUGACUUGAAAAAGGAAAUGAAGACUCCGUGUGGGUAAGACCUCUGAGUCACACAGACGCUGUCUGGUAUUUGGAGGCUGCACGGCUGGGUCUGGCACCUACAAUCCCAAAUCCUCCGUCCUUGACAGACGAGGGGGUGAUAUUUUAGAAGGCAGCCGACCUCUCUAACAACCGCCCUUGAGUGUUCAAAUAUAGAAUUGGAAUUCUGUCCCCGUGUUAGUCAAAUGAAAGGUACAGCUAAGAAUAGAGGUGCCUCUCCCCAUCGCCAUCACCUGCACUGGUGGGGCGUCCUUUUGUGACGUUCCCAAGAGAAUCCUUUCAUGUCCAGAAGAGAAAAAGGGUGGCAGAACUGUUGUGCUGUGCUAAGGAGUGGCUUUCCUUUGUUUUGCUUUAAGGAAAAAAAAAAAAAAAACCCAGGCAAGGGGGAGAGAUAAUGAAAAGGAUAACAAGGUCUUUGUGCCUAAGUAACAUCGAGCUGUCGCCUGGAUCCCAGCUUUGUAAUCACUGCUGAGCUUCCCCGAAGCCUCUAGCUCCCCUCGCAGAUGGAUCAUAAGUAGAAUAUCCUACCAGAUUUGUAAAAGAACACAGUAUUAGUGACACGUAUAUCUUUAGAACCUUUUUUCUUUGUUACUGAUAGAUUUUAUUUAAAAAAAAAAUAUUUAUUUAUUUAUUUAUUUAGGCUGCGCCAGGUCUUAGUUGCAGCACGUGGGAUCUUCGUUGAAGCAUGUGGCAUCUUUAGUUGUGGCAUGCGGACUCUUAGUUAAGGCAUGCGUGAUCUAGUUCCCUGACGAGGGAUCAAACCCCGGGCCCCCUGCAUUGGGAGUGCGGAGUCUUAACCACUAUGCCACCAGGGAAGUCCCCACAGAUAGAUUUUAAUAUGUUUGGAUUCUAGGGAGUUUACAAUGAAAAAAAAGCAAACUGUAUUUGCUCUUUAUUUUUGUGGUAAAAUCUCUCCCUCUCUCUCUUUUUUUUGGCUAUGCACACAGCUUGCAGCAUCUUAGUUCCCCAACCAGGGAUUGAACCUGAGCCCUGGCAGUGAAAGUGCUGAGUCCUAACCACUGGAAUGACUGCCAGGGAAUUCCCUAAAAUCUCAUCUUAAAUUCAGGAGAGCUAGAAUUUCUCCCUUGUACUCUUCAAUAAGGAAAUAAUUAGUAGAAGUCGGAUUUAAGAGGAUUGUUCACUUUUUUCCCCUUUUUGUGACCUGGGGCAUUGGGUCCAUUCACAUUGUUAUGAAACCAUCACCACCAUCCAUCUCCAGAGCUUUUCGUUACCCCAGAUGAAAACUCUAUACCCAUUAAACAGAAUGUUCACUUUUUAAAGCAGUAUUUAUGUCAGACAUGCUUAGGUUGGUGCUCCGGACGUACUAAUUCCGAAUCCUCUUAGCUUUGACUACCAUGAUGAGGCAGCCACACACCACACCAGCCUUGACAGGUAGGAGCCGCAUUGGACCCACCAGACAGCUGAAACCCAGAGCAUAAUUCUGACACUCUGCCUGAUUCUGAAGCUGGGCUGCUCCCCCUCCACUAAGUGAUGCUUUUGCUAGCUCGGUUGUAAUUCGUGAGAUUCAUAAUUCCUCCCCCAAGUUGUCUAUAUUCUGGAGCUAUAAUGUAUUUACAGCAGCUGUCUUGGCAAUUACAAUUCCGAGUUAAGCUUUAACCUCUCUCAAAGCUUUAGUUUCCUUAUCUUAAAGCGACCCAUGAGUGUGAUCUCUAAGGGCCUUUCCAUCCUCCUGUCCUGUGGUUCGACUUAUUUCCAUAAUCGGUGCUGUGAACUUUUCCUGCUUUUAUGAAGGAUGAAAGGGGGAGAAAACAGAAGGUUCUGGAAGCAGAAUGAAGAGUAGGGAACACAGGGGAAAAAGACAGGCACAGAAGAGGGAUUAGCCCGAAGAGAAAGGAACCAAAGAUGUCAUCUAGGAAGGGCGAAGGACUUCACUGGGUCUGCCCAAGGCGGAUGUGUAUUUAAUAGACUUCCGUUUUGAGCGUACACAAAACAUUUAAGGGAGCAAACAGUCCCGAGCUGACGGAGUGAACCAGCAUUCUGGUUUCAGAUUAGGUGUCAUCUUGUGUCCAAGGGUCACGUUCAGUGCCCACGUGCGCCACAUCUGGAUGCGGACACAGGAAAGCAGCCCAGGCAGUGGGACUGCAGAGAGGUCAGAUCACUGUGCAAGGCAGAGCCAGGCCCCAGAACUUGAGUGGUCUGAUUUCAAAGCCUACUCUUUCUUCUAACCCACUGUGCAAAUCUCCACCCUCCGUCCCCGCUCCCAGACCUCCACAGAGUCGUGACCUCAUACUUGGAGUUGCUCACAAAAGACUAAUGUUAGCCCAGCUUCAAGAGAGAACGAUGUAAGCUCUGCCCAGGUCAAAACUCAGGGAGCACCUGCUGCAAGGCCUCGAAUGGUAGCUUCAGGACUCAGCUCGCUUGUUCCCUUUCUUGGCUUUAUUUUCCUGUUUGUAGUGAUUCUUGAGGAGUUUCUUUCCUUCUGAUGACAAAGGUGAUCUCCCCCAGGUCCAACAGAAGGGGACACAGACAUCCUAGAGGGACUGCCAUUGUCCAGUCUUGGUUCCAACUCUGCUUCUCCCAGAAGCAGUCACUCUGGCCAGGGGUGUCUGGACGUGGGCUUGUGUUUCACACCUACAGCUCCAGGGUCGGUAGAGAGAGAUGCUCUGAAAAGUUACAGCAGGUCAAAAAUGCUCUCGGUCCCCAGUAGAUGACCAUCCAAGGAUGUCCUACUGGACAUCUCAGCAGCUGUAGUUUAGGAACCGAAGGGAUUUUGUCGAAUUCCAUUUGCAAGUCAGCGUGAGGCAUGGCAGGCACACUGACCAUCUAGUGUCUUGUGUGCUACAGCUGUUGUGAGAAUGCACCUUACAGUGAGAUAAAAUAAUUAGAAAUUGAUUCUUGGAUUUCUAGUUCUAAGAAUUGACUUUCAGCCUUGGCCCUCAAGUGGAUAAUUAAGUUAGAUUUUUUUCCUUUUUAACGUUUUUCCCUAUCACAGAGAUUUCAUGAGCUCAGUGCCUUAAUAUUGGCUGUGUUUCUUGGAUGUGGAAUAGGGAGAUCCUUUAAGGCUUUACUUUGGUCAAGAGUCUGUUUUUAAUGUGUAUUUGGUGUGGACGGAAGUGACAGUUAUUAAAUGGCUUUUUUAUCAGAUGCCUGUGCUAGAUAAUUUACGUAAGCCAACUCUUGUAAUCCUCUCAAAAACUGGAGGUUAGGUGGUAUUCUAACCAUUUCACAGAUAUUUAUGCAGCUGUAGGGGGGAAGGUAGCAUUUUCUGGCUUUUCUAACAUGUUAGGUAACUACAGAAUGCCAAAAGAACCCCAGUUAUCAUUAGAACAAUUUCAUGCACAAUUAUACUCAAGUUCAAGUAAAUUAUUCUAUUUUAAUUGUAACAGAGCUGAAGAGAGUUGAU
Molecule: messenger RNA, 4763 nt
Organism: Hippopotamus amphibius kiboko
Lineage: Eukaryota; Metazoa; Chordata; Mammalia; Artiodactyla; Hippopotamidae
Gene: ABHD17C
Product: abhydrolase domain containing 17C, depalmitoylase
Exons: 2
Coding region: 1-1104 (367 amino acids)
Biological process (GO): protein depalmitoylation
Cellular component (GO): endosome membrane; plasma membrane
Molecular function (GO): palmitoyl-(protein) hydrolase activity
Source: RefSeq, a predicted model, not a curated record